CACCAUAUAGUUCCUCCUUAAACCUUAAACGAAACACCAAAAACCUCUCUCUCAGUUUUGUCGAUCUCCAUGUUCGUUUAUACAAAAUCAAAUUGGGGUCUUGAAGAUUUGUGAUGAAUGAUGGCUUUCAGAAGCUCAAACACGAUUCGUGUUCUCUUGCGUGCGACCCAGAUUCAAGAAUCUUCGUAUCCUCUUGGAUGCUCAAGAAGCUACGGAACUGGUAUUUCAAAUGUGGCCGAACUUAAUAGCCGGAACAUGUACUCAAGCUUAUAUAAGGGCAAUGGAGCACUUCCUUGGACUUGUAGAAAUGCUAUGACGCUGCGUUCUGCAAUGGCUGUCGAGUUGCCAAUCUUCUUGAAUGAUAAAAGGUUGCUAUCCACACAAGUAAAAGCACCUGCCCAAGCAAGACAAAUGGGAGCACUUAGAGUUUCCAUGACAAGCCCAGGAUUUAUCUAUGAGCCUUAUGCACCUCGUGAAAAGGUUCCAUUUUUCCAGAGAUGGUUCACUAGAAGUGGCUGGAGAAGAACAAAAGAAGAUAUAAUUUUAGAGCUUAAAAGUGCUUAUGCUAUUAAUAAAUUAAGAAAGUCGGGAUAUUCAAAGAAUCUAUUCUACAAAGAAGCAAUCAAUGUAUACAAGGAGAUAAAUACUCUAUUGGCAACUGGAGACAAAAACACUUUAAGGAAAGCAGUUACGGAGAAAAUGUAUUCUGAACUAAAGAAUGAAAUAAAACAGAGAGAAUCCAUAUGGAGUAAGGUUUAUUGGGAAAUGGUGGAGCCAAUUGUAAAAAUACGCACCUUGCGAGCACGACUGAUUGGUGUUGAUCCAAAAGAUCUUGAAAAGGUGUUUAUACAGCUUACACUUGAGUUUCUGUCAAAGCAGAAGUUUGAAGCAUAUGACUCAAAGGGUUCUGUUGUUGCUGGAGAUAAAUCUAAGGAGGUUCUUGUCCGUGAUAUCUGGGUAUUUGAAAAGUCUCUCUUCCAUCCUAAAUCUUUCUGGCGUCUUUGUGGGAGGAUUACUCUCUAAGCAAGUUAUACUUCCCUAAAAGAUCUACCAUGUUGAUGAUAAAAUAAAUGCGUGUUGCCCAGUUUCGUCAACUGUUGAUAUGAUUGAUAUCUCAGUUUUGAUUUGAGUAUUUGGAUUCAAAUCUUAACCCAACUAGCACUUACAGCUUUCCCUUUAGAAAAAUCUAACAGUCAUUUUUGUACCAUUUGUGGAAAAAUCUAACAGUCAUUUUUGUACCAUUUGUCUGCAAUUCUUCAGAAAUCAUUGUUUUUGUUUUGGAAGCAGUACUGUUCAUUAUCCUCAGGUAUAUGCUAUGAUAGGUUUGUACAAGGGGAGUUCAUUUCAUUAAGUAAACCCUCUACAGUAGUUGAAAAUAA
Messenger RNA from Rosa chinensis, 1379 nucleotides. Its product is annotated as 39S ribosomal protein L45, mitochondrial. The coding region runs from base 118 to 1023 and encodes 301 amino acids. The transcript has 12 exons. Gene Ontology annotation, cellular component: mitochondrion. NCBI's taxonomy places the organism in Eukaryota, Viridiplantae, Streptophyta, Magnoliopsida, Rosales, Rosaceae. The record is from RefSeq and is a predicted model, not a curated record.